UUACCAAGUGAAGAUGCAAAAAGUGGUCGUUCUAGUAAUGUUGAUAGCUGCAAGCUCAGCGCACAUAGAGCAUAAGUACUAUAUGCCAAAUUUUAUGGCAAAUUGGUUCAAAGCGGUAGAGUACUGCAACUAUCUGGGCGCACGGUUGGCCAUUGUUGCCAGCUACGAGAAUCAAACGGAACUGGCGGAAAUGGUUCAGCAAACGGACAAGUACAACAGCAUCAGUACGGAGUUCUGGAUCGGCGCGAGUGAUCUGGCCGACGAGGGACACUUUAUCUGGCACGCCACCGGUACCAGGGUGCAGUACUCGAACUGGAAGGUACUGCAGCCGGAUAAUGGCGGAAAUGUGGAGCACUGCGUGGAGGUGCGUUACAUUCCCAGCGAGAGAUGGGACUGGCAGUGGAACGAUUUGGACUGCAAGCAGAUGCGAUAUUUUGUGUGUGAAUACACGGACGUGGUAAGGGAUUAAAUCUUGCACAAAAUAAUAAAAAAA
This is a messenger RNA of Culex quinquefasciatus (southern house mosquito), 493 nucleotides long. RefSeq names its product perlucin. The record is from RefSeq and is a predicted model, not a curated record. Bases 14 to 469 code for a protein of 151 amino acids. Gene Ontology annotation, molecular function: signaling receptor activity. NCBI's taxonomy places the organism in Eukaryota, Metazoa, Arthropoda, Insecta, Diptera, Culicidae. The transcript is spliced from 2 exons.